Molecule: messenger RNA, 1786 nt
Organism: Aspergillus aculeatinus CBS 121060
Lineage: Eukaryota; Fungi; Ascomycota; Eurotiomycetes; Eurotiales; Aspergillaceae
Product: VHS and GAT domain-containing protein
Exons: 5
Coding region: 59-1300 (413 amino acids)
Biological process (GO): actin filament organization; actin cortical patch localization; endocytosis
Cellular component (GO): actin cortical patch
Molecular function (GO): phosphatidylinositol binding; ubiquitin binding
Source: RefSeq, a predicted model, not a curated record
UCCUCUUCUUCUUAUCUUGACCAUACAUAUCCGCUUCCUUUGAGCUUGUACGGUGAUCAUGAAGCGCAUCUUUAACUCUAUCAGCAAGCGGACUAGUCCGACGCGCCCCAGUCUUGCAACAACUACAGCUUAUCCAGAUGACUCGCCUGAGGGGAUCAUUCUACGAGAAGUGACCGCAUUUUGCGAAGAAGGUGCGAACAGUGUUGGAAAUGAGUACGUCCAUCUGCCGGGCAUCGUCGAAAACGCCGAGUCGAGCCCCAACGCAGCUCGCGAAGCCGGAUUGCUGAUCCGCAAGAUCCUGUCGGAACCUUCGAAGCAACCCACUCAUGUGCAGUACAAUGCCAUCAUGCUGAUUCGCAUCCUCGCCGAUAAUCCGGGCCAUACAUUCUCGCGCAACAUCGACGCCAAGUUCGUUGCUACGAUCAAGGACCUCUAUAAACAGGGCAGGGAUCACCGCGUUCACGGCUUUCUGAGAGAGACCCUGGAUGCUUUGGAGUUGCAGCGAUCGUGGGAUGAUGAUCUCAAGCUUCUUUUGCAGAUGUGGAGCGCCGAGAAGGCUAAAAGCAACAGCCGGCCUAACGGGUUGCGUGCUAGCCGGAGUUCAUCGCAAGUGCGGGCGCCUCUACUGAGUCAGAAUCACUUUGCUCCUCCAAGACAACAGAACACGCUCCCACAGCCUGAGGAGCUUGCUGAGCGCAUUUCCGAAGCAAAGACUUCGGCGAAAUUGCUCACGCAGUUUGUCCAAUCCACCCCUCUCACAGAGUUGCUCGAGAAUGAUCUCAUCACUGAAUUCUCCGACCGGUGUCGCACGGCGUCUCGCGUGAUUCAAAACUAUAUCCAUGCGACGAACCCAGCGCCCGAUGAGGAUACGUUGUUGACGCUGAUUCAAACCAACGACGAACUCACUGUGGCUCUGUCAAAUCAUCAGCAUGCCCUGCUUCGGGCGCGUAGAUCGCAGGGCCCAAGCGGUAGUCAGUCUCCGGCAACAUCAUCCAACAACGAGACUGCAGCGUCUGGUGCUGUGCAACCACACGCAGCACCUCCAGUGCCACCCAGAGAGCCGCAACGUACCUUCUUGCCAUCUUCUGCCUCGGAACCAGUGAUGCCGGGCCCUUCGGGGUCGUCUAGCAACAACGGCGGUUGGAACGACCAACGGUCGGGAGGUAGCGAGGACCAAGACCCGUUCGCAGAUCGCCACACCACUACCACCGCCGGCCCUUCAACGUAUGGUGAGCCGAGGUUGGACGGGCCGAGCAGCGACUGGUGGAAGGAAGCACAACAGCCAGGCCAGCAUUCUUAACGCCCCCCUUUCCUUUCAUUCCUUGUAUGUUUUUUAUGAUGUAGCGAUACCUCGACAUGAUACCUCUCUGCAGAACAGUGUUAGAUUGAGCCUACUAUUCUUAUCGUCUUUCCUAUUAUUCUACUAUUGGUGUGUGGUGGGUCGUAUUACGCUGGCCCUGAACCUGACUGGAGCAGCCGCCAUGGAUUGGAAUCUGGCUCGGAUAUUGCAAUGCUCGUCCCGAAUAGAUGAACCAGCUGCAUCCCAAACCUCGGUCUGGGCAGGGGUGGAAAUGCUUGAUGGACUUUUCCUGGCUAACGGCGGUCUUAGCUCGAACCGGAAGCGCCAUCCGCCGUCAUCGGGCUGAAAGAAAAACAAUACCUGUCUAGAUAACGGGGAGGGGGAAGGCAGAGGCAAAGCAAGGCCAGGAGAUUUAGGAGUGUCCGCUAGAGAGAAAAGCGUGUAGCAUGAGAAUCGAUGUCUGGCUGGGCAAGGCGCGGAAUUAAU